Molecule: messenger RNA, 1746 nt
Organism: Lethenteron reissneri (Far Eastern brook lamprey)
Lineage: Eukaryota; Metazoa; Chordata; Hyperoartia; Petromyzontiformes; Petromyzontidae
Product: zinc finger protein 239-like
Biological process (GO): regulation of gene expression
Cellular component (GO): nucleus
Source: RefSeq, a predicted model, not a curated record
AGGAGGGGGAGGAGAUGGAGCGCGUCGACGGCGACGGAGAGCGCCGGGCCACCGUGCCGGGGGAAGGCGCUGCGACGCGGGAUGGGGACACCGACGGCGCGGAGGGCGACCCCCGGGGGCGCGCGGAGACCCCCGCGAUCGCCGCCGCGGGGAGGCGCGAGGGGGGGGGCGAGAGGCACCCGUUGUGCGUGGGAGCGCCGCCUCCGCCGCCGCCACCACCGCCGCAGCCGCAGCAGCAGCAGCAGCUACCGACCGGCGUGACGGCGCUGGCCGGGAGGCCGUUCAGGUGCGGCGAGUGCGGCAAGGCCUUCGUGCAGGUGGGGCAGCUGGCGCGGCACCGGCGCAUCCACACGGGGGAGCGGCCCUUCUGCUGCGCCGAGUGCGGGCGCCGCUUCACGCAGUCGGCGCACCUGCAGCAGCACGCGCGCACCCACACCGGCGAGCGGCCCUUCGCCUGCGCCCAGUGCGGCAAGCGCUUCGCGCAGUCCUGCCAGCUGGGCGUGCACCGGCGCACGCACAGCGGCGAGCGGCCCUACCCGUGCGGCGACUGCGGCAGGGCCUUCUCGGGCUCCUCGGCGCUGCGGCGCCACCGCCGCUCGCACACCGGCGAGCGCCCGUAUGCCUGCGUCGAGUGCGGCAAGCGCUUCGCGCGGGGCUGGCCGCUGGCGCUGCACGCGCGCACGCACACGGGCGAGCGGCCGUACGUGUGCGUGGAGUGCGGCCACGGCUUCGUGCACUCAUCGGCGCUGGCGCAGCACCGGCGCUCGCACGCCGCGUGCGAGUCCGCCCGGGUGGGGGGGACUCGGAGCUGGCGGACGGAGGGACGGGAAGCCCAGGGAUGUUCAUCUCCUUCGGCUCCAACGGCUCCAAGGAUGAAGGGGACGCCGGCGCGACUUGACGCUCCCAGCCGCCACGCAGUUUACAGCGUUCGUGUCACCUUUUGGCGUCAUCUGGUCCAACACCAUGUGAGACUAGGCUCUAAGGAAAGCUGUCUCGGGUGUGGACCAAUCAACUUCAAGGACAGUGCAUACAUUAUCAGAGUUAUGUUUUUGUUUGCAUUAUGACUUGCAGGUAUUGUGGUCUAUGCAAACAUGACUCCUUGUAAAAAAGGUGUCAGUUUUGUUGCCAGAUGGAAGGGUAAAAAAACAAUUAUCAGCGUUCGUGUCUUUCCAUCUCGUACAUUCCACGCGGCUCCUCCGGGCGGCGGACGCGCGUCCCGAUGAAGGACGACGGUGAUUAUUUAGUCCCUUCGAGGAUCUCUCGCUCGUUCUGAGAUUUUUGUUUACCAAAAAAGUAAGUUUCGGUCUAAAUUUGUGCUGUUUCGCUGCCCACGUGAAUGCCGCACGGCUGCGAGAGGGUUCGUCGCCCUGGGCGACCUCCCGGCACCUCCUCGUUGGGCCGCGCGUGACCGGCCGCACGCGAGAUCCGGUGCAAUCCCGCGGGAUCUGGGGGUUCGAAGCCGGGGAUUUCGGCGCCGGGGAUUUGGGCGGCGCCAGCGGAGUUUUGCCAGCACUGUGCCAACUAUGGCUGCAGUCAUGGCCUGGGCCGGUUUACGUUUCAAAUUGAAGCUUCGUAUUUACAAAGCGCGAGACGCGUCGUUCCACGGCUCGUUCCGCGCGUCGUUCCGCGGCUCGCGCUCACGUCUCCCCGCCGACUGCUCGUGAGCUCGCAGCCAUCGACUGGAAUUAAACUCGGCUCGGCCCCGGCGAGGUUUUGUGAAUAAACAGAUCUGCACUGCGCACAGAA